AUGGCCCAGAAAAGCCAAGCCAGUGGAAAUGAGAAAAACGGGUCGCUUAGCUCCAUCCUCUACUGUAAGAGUGAUUUACAGGAAGGAUCCCUGCAGUGGGUGAAAGAACCCCUCAAUGGCCAGGUGCUCAUGGUGCUCAGCAUGGACAACAACUGCUCAGCCACCUCCUUUGACAUGGAGCUUUGUGCGGAGAAACUGAAGUCCCUUGGGGUUCAGGUGGCAGCGGAUCAGUGCAGAAGGUUAAUCCAGGAGGCUGUGCUGAAGCCUGAAGUGAGACGGUACAUGUUCUACAACUCCAGGGUGUUCCAGAUAGCCAUCGCUGUGGUUUUCUACAUGUCUCUCUGGACAAACAUUUACUCCACAGUCCAGCUGUGUUCCUUCGGACGCUACUGGGAGGCCAGUGUGCUGGUGACCCUGGCUGCCGUAGUGAUCACUGUAGUUCUGAUACUGGUUAUUGAUCGUCAUCAGAGGAAGAUAAAUAUGAAUACAGAUGUGAGGCUGGCAGCUGUCAAUGAAAUUUUUAUCAAACAUGGUUUAAUACUGGGGAUUACAGAUGCCCUGGAUGGUCCACACAACAUCCUACAACUGUGGUUCGUGCACUUCAGCCCGGAGCGCUGCCUCCAGUCCUUGUCAGCCCACAUCGCGGACCUGCAAAGGAGAAGAGAGUCGAGCUUGCAGCACAGCCUGGACCAGCUCUGUGUGGUUAUGGAAGCAGCAGUUCAGCCGGACCCGGGGAUGGAGGAGGAGGCUUCACGUGAAGAAUCCCCUCUUCUAUCCAGUGGGGUGAACCUAAAUAAAGAGCCUGUGACAUGCAACAAGUUGCUCCGCCUCAUUCCUGAGGGCCCACCAGAGGUGAUGGCCCAGCAGCUCCUGGUGAUCUUCAGUGGAUGCUACGUCCGGCUCCUUGUCCCUGGCCGGCUUCCCCGGGCUGUGGAGGGGGGGCACGUGGAGCACAGAGGCGUGCCCUGCCUCUGCCAGUUCAUCGAGACCACCGCACUCAACACACACCAGGGCUGGUUCACGGGCACGUGA
Molecule: messenger RNA, 1032 nt
Organism: Opisthocomus hoazin
Lineage: Eukaryota; Metazoa; Chordata; Aves; Opisthocomiformes; Opisthocomidae
Gene: TMEM268
Product: transmembrane protein 268
Source: RefSeq, a predicted model, not a curated record